UUUUCGGCCGCGACUGCUUCGGAGCUUGGAAGAACAGAUCUUCCGGCGGCCGCGCUAGGCCGAACCGGGGCGAGGCAAAGGUGGGGCGGCCCGUUCAUCGGAAUUCAGUUCGCAACUGAGUCAACGUGGUUCCGACUCACGCCCUUUGCUGCACACGUCCCCGUGACGUCCCUUGACGAACACGGUUGGCUCGACACUGGAGGCAUCCCCAUGACGAUUGGCCUGUUCGACUGGCUUACUGGAACCAUCCUCCCCUCGUAGGGCCCAUCAAUUUUCACCAUGUCGACCAACAAUGAUGAGGAACCCAAAACCUCAAUAACACCAUUGCUCAAGCGGCUCUGGCACGAGUCUGCCGCCACGGCGCCAGACGCCUCCGAGAUCGCCGCCGCCAUCUCUCUCAUCUUCACCAACAGCCUGUCAGAGGUCCAGAUGGGCGCUCUCCUGACAUGUCUGCAUUUCACGGAGCGCGACCGACGGGCAGAUGUCUUGACCAAAUGUGCGCAGUCAAUGCGUGACUUCUCCACCCCCAUGGAUGUGGACAGUCUUGCCAAGUUGAUUGCAGAAAGAGGUAGAAAAGAGGGCGACUACCACGGCGGCCUGUGCGACAUAGUUGGCACCGGCGGCGACUCCCACAACACCUUCAACAUCUCCACCACCUCGUCCAUCCUUGCCAGCGCCCUCCUCAUGAUCGGCAAGCACGGCAACCGCGCCAGCACCUCUCGCUCGGGCUCCGCCGACCUGCUCUCCUGCGCCCAGCCCAGGGCGCCCCAGAUCUCAGCCGUCACGCCCUCCACCAUCCACGAGGUCUACUCCCAGUCCAACUACGCCUUCCUCUUCGCCCCCAUUUUCCACCCCGGCGCCCGCCACGCGGCCUCCAUCCGGAAACAGCUCGGCUGGAGAACCAUUUUCAACCUGCUCGGUCCCCUAGCUAACCCUCUCCACCCGCUCAUCGAGUCCCGCAUGCUCGGUGUAGCACGCAAGGAAAUUGGCCCUGACUUCGCCGAGUCCUUGCGGCAAUCUGGCUGCGUGAAGGGCAUGGUGAUCUGCGGCGACGAAGAGCUGGACGAGAUCUCCUGCGCAGGGCCCUCGCACUGCUGGCAACUCAAGCAGAACCCCGAGACUAACAAAGUCGACAUCGAGUACUUCACCGUGUCGCCGUCAGACUUCGGGCUGCCGACGCACGCGCUGAGUGAAGUCUCGCCCGGUCAGUCGCCCGAGGCGAACGCUGAGAUCCUGAUGCGCAUAUUGAAGGGCGAGGUGCCUGAGGAUGACCCGAUUCUGCACUUUGUGUACAUCAACACGGCAGCAUUGUUUGUCGUCAGCGGCAUCUGCGAUGCCGAUACGAGCGAUAUGGGCCAUGGAGACGACGGGAAGGUGAUUACAGAGAGGGGCCCUGGUGGUGGGCGCUGGAAGGAGGGCGUGCGGCGGGCGAAGUGGGCGGUCAAGAGCGGCGAGGCGUACCGACAGUGGCAGCACUUUGUGGAGGUGACUAACAAAGUCGCUCCCAGUACUGUAGGCUCUUAAUUCAUCUUCAUCGCAAUCGAACCAAGUUCUAUUCCAUCUCCGUGGCGAUCGAGGCUGUUGCG
Messenger RNA from Paraphaeosphaeria sporulosa, 1586 nucleotides. RefSeq lists its product as uncharacterized. The record is from RefSeq and is a predicted model, not a curated record. Gene Ontology annotation, biological process: L-tryptophan biosynthetic process. Gene Ontology annotation, cellular component: cytosol. Bases 280 to 1524 code for a protein of 414 amino acids. The transcript has a single exon. Gene Ontology annotation, molecular function: anthranilate phosphoribosyltransferase activity. Lineage: Eukaryota; Fungi; Ascomycota; Dothideomycetes; Pleosporales; Didymosphaeriaceae.